Molecule: messenger RNA, 1702 nt
Organism: [Torrubiella] hemipterigena
Lineage: Eukaryota; Fungi; Ascomycota; Sordariomycetes; Hypocreales; Clavicipitaceae
Source: the annotation of a GenBank genome assembly
CACGGGUGAGCGGCGCACCUUGCGUCAUUUUUUAAUUGAUUAUGUUUAAACCGUAAUUCCACAACCAACAAUCAUGGGAAAGACUUCAAACGAAGCUGAUGUUAUUUCGGCUCUACAAGCUAUAGAGCGAGACCCAAAAUUAUCAAAUCGAGAGGCUGCUCGAAUCUAUAAUAUCGCCGAAACAACACUCCGCCGCCGACGCAACAAAAUCCCUUGCCGAGCUGAUACGACUUCAAAAUCUCGAAAAUUAACAAAUGACGAAGAAAAUACUAUAAUUCAAUAUAUUCUCAAUCUUGAUGCUAGAGCUCAGCCUCCUCGCCUCCGUGACGUUGAAGCUAUGGCGAAUCGCUUAUUGGAGCUGCGUCACGACAUUCCAGUUGGACGGAACUGGGUUGCAAGCUUUAUUAGACGACACCCCGAAGUUGUUACGCGUUUAUCACGUCAAAUCGACUAUAAAAGAGUCCGAUGCGAAGAUCCAGAUAAAUAUCGAGCCUGGUUUGAGCUUGUAAAGAACACAAUCGCGAAAUAUGGCAUAUACGAAGCGGAUAUUUACAACUUUGACGAGACUGGCUUUGCAAUGGGCGUGAUUUCACCGGAAAUGGUUGUAACGAGCUCAGAAAGAUCUCAAAAGGGGCGCAAAGCACAACUAGGAAAUAAACAAUGGGCGACUUUGAUUGAAUACAUCAGUGCAGGUGGCUACAUGAUUCCGCCCUUUGUCAUUGUCGCGGGCAAAACCCACCUCUCGUCUUGGUACGAAAAUAGCCCAUUGCCCAGCAAUUGGGCGAUUGGUGUUACUGAAAAUGGCUGGAAUACGAAUGAAAGAUGCUUAGAUUGGCUCUAUUAUUUUCAAAAACACGAAAGUCACCAAUCGACGGAUUUUCAGCUAUAUUGCCAGCAAAACGAUAUAAUUACAUUAUGUAUACCGUCCCAUACGUUAUAUAAGCUUCAACCGCUUGAUGUGGCCUGUUAUGGACCUCUAAAACAAGCAUAUAAUAAUGUAAUUAGUGAUCUUAUGCGCGCAUACGUUACCUAUAUUACUAAGGAAGAAUUCUUCCUAGCUCUUUACGCAGCACAUAAAGCUACUAUGACUGAAUCAAAUAUACUAGGAGGUUUUAGAGGCACUAGGCUUGCCCUAUUCAAUCCAGAAUAUGUGAUUUCACAAUUAGAUACGAAAUUCUCGACAUCUUCACCUCCUAGAUCAUCGGAUAGGCUCGAGCUACCUUGGCUUCCCAAAACACCUAGCAACCCAAACGAAGCUCUAUCGCAAACAGAAUAUAUUAAAAAAAGAAUCCGAAAUCAUAGAAGCAGCUCACCAUCCGAUUUAAUUGAGAAUCUUAAUCAAAUGUCAAAGUGCACAACCAGUGCUAUACAGAAGAUGGUCCUAAUGCAGCACCGAAUCGAUGAGCUUGAAGAGGCUAAUAACCGCCUCUCACGACAGAAACGCGUUACGAAAAGACAAUUACAGAGUGGAGGAACACUUACAGUAGAUUCUGGCAAAAUCUAGCUGCUCAAGCCUCUUCUAGAGUAAAAAGAGAACGCGACGAAGUUGAAAAUAUAGGUCGACGGAAGCGGGUGGAAACACGGCGCAGACGCUGUGGAAAAUGCAGCGAAAUAGGACAUAAUUCUAGAACAUGUGAAAAUGAAGUGGAAACCAUUUCUUCAGAUAGCUUAUAUUAAAAAUUUUAUUUUUAAUUGUAUUUAG